Verticillium nonalfalfae is the source of this 711-nucleotide messenger RNA. RefSeq lists its product as uncharacterized. The record is from RefSeq and is a predicted model, not a curated record. Bases 1 to 711 code for a protein of 236 amino acids. NCBI's taxonomy places the organism in Eukaryota, Fungi, Ascomycota, Sordariomycetes, Glomerellales, Plectosphaerellaceae. The transcript is spliced from 2 exons.
AUGACGAUCGUAGCAUGCACUUCAUCAGCUGGUGUUGAUGUCAAGGACCCGGCGACCCCCUCGCUCACUGGACGCAAAAUUGACGAUUCGCCCAAAGUCGACAGCAAUUCCCUCCCCGAAGUCGAUUGGCGAGAGAGGUCGUACCCCGAGACUGCAUAUUCUUCAAUUCCCGAGGUCGCGUCGGUCUUGCAGCAGGCAAGGGCCAUUCUGCCAGCGACGGCAGCGAUAUCUCGUGACUCCUGUGCUUCUCUCGGUCACCCAAGACAGGGUACUUACCCUAGGGGCAGCUCAAAACCCUCAUCGCUCGCCCAGACGGCGCCCUCUACCUCCCACGCAGUCGCAUCGUCCUCCAGCGCCCGCCAUCCCUCGCCCACGUCAAGCGUCUACCUCGCGUCUCUGCUCCGCGGCCCAACCCUCCUCAGCAGCGCCGCCCUGCUCCAAGACGACAACGGCACGGCCUGCAGCUCGGCCGUCCCGUACGCGGCCCCGGGCCGUGCGCCCUGCGACCAGGCCUUUGAGCUGAGCGCGGGCUUCGCCUACCGCUGGCGGGGCUGCGGCCAGCUGCCGACCUACGUGGCCUGGGCCGUCGGCGGCGAGGCCGAUGAGACGCGCCUCGGCGUCUGCGGGGAUGUCCCUCCCGCGGCGCGUUGGGACUGCGGCGCCGGGCAGACGCUGGCGGCGGAGUGGCUUUGCGGGCCAGCGACGAUGUGA